UUCUUCCUCAAGUUCCUACGAGUCAGGCUAUCCCCGUUAUUACGACCUCUAAUCAUCCUUAUCCCUCUCGAUAGUCCUAGAAAUGGCGUCUUCCCAACCAACAUCAUCGGGGCCCAUACUCGAUUCCCCUCCGAGUCCGAAUCCUCAGUCACAGCCAAACACCGAAACGUCCUCGUCGCAACAUCGUGCGAACCCGUCCGAAGCACCAGCCCAAGCCGGCCCUGGUCCUGCACGUCCAUCUGCACUCACCAAGCGCCCAAGUCACCGAGAAGUUGCGGCCUACCGCAUGUCCAGGAAAUUGCAAAGGUUACGCGGCGACAGUAACCAGCCACACUCUCCCACUAUGGAGCUCCCCGAUCGCCUCAAAGACAAUGGAAAAGAAGAGGAUGAGGAGGAGGAUGUCCUGCAGCCCCAAGGCGGCAUGUUCAUGAAUAUGAACCAGAGCAUUUUUGGUCUCAUCGCUGCUGCUGGAAGCACUGUGGAUUUCCACGACCGGUUUGAAGGCCAAAGUUCGGAAGACGAAGACGAUGUGCCGAAUCACAUGGCCAUGACCUUUGCUGGCCCGGGCAUCAAAGGCACAGCACGCAAUCGCGAAACUGCCGGCACUGUCAAGUCAUUAAGCCAGACUGUUGUCUUCAACAAGCCACCUGCAAGUGCCACAGCAGAUGCAGGACCAAGCAACACCCACCGCCGGCGCCUUUCUGGACACAAGCUUUUACAGUCGGUUCCCGGUCUCUCCCGGCUUGCAAGUUCCCACAAGUCGAAAAAGUCAAAACAACACAAGGGCACAGCGAUGGCGGAUCACAAAAUCGAAGAAGAAGAAGACCCCGACCCAUCUUCUCCUCUUCCUCCACUAAGCAAAGACGAAACCAAGUCGCUCGGCCUUGCCCCACCAAUAGAGAUCGUCCGAGCAGAAGGGAACGGGGCACCUCUCAUGAGCAGAAUGCUUGAGGCACGGGCCGAGAUGGCAGCCCGACCCAGUUUCGAUCUUGACAGAUUGUCAGGAGAACAUCGUCGUGAUGACGCCGGCGUAACCGGACAGCUUGCCCAACAUCGUCGUGAUGACGCCGGCGUAACCGGACAGCUUGCCCAACAUCGUCGUCAUGACGCCGGCGUAACCGGACAACUUGCCAAAAAGUUAAAGGAUAUCUUCGAGUUUGACACGGCCGAAGAGGUUAUUGAAGAGUACCCUUGUUGGUUGCUACAACAUGUUCUCCUGCAGGGCUACAUGUACAUUACGGCCAACCACAUCGCCUUCUAUGCCCACCUCCCCAAAAAGGCACACGAGAUCGCAAAGUCCGGCUACCUGUCGAAGAGCGGCAAACGAAAUCCAAAGUACAACCGCUAUUGGUUCCGUCUGAAGGGGGAUGUCCUCUCAUACUACCAGGAUCCCAAGGAUCACUACUUCCCCGCUGGCCAGAUCGACUUACGAUACGGCAUUUCGGCCAGCGUGAACGACAAGGAGAAAGAGGGCAAUUACUUCUCCGUCACCACGCAUCACCGAACAUACCACUUCAAGGCUGACAGCGCUCGGAGUGCAAAGGAAUGGGUCAAGAGCCUACAGCGGGUCAUCUUCCGCUCGCACAAUGAUGGAGACAGCGUCAAGAUCUCGAUCCCUAUCAGGAAUAUCCUUGACAUUGAGGAAACUCAGAUGGUGGAGUUUGCAGAUACUUGCAAGAUUCGCGUCAUCGACAAUGAUGAGACAUAUGCUAUCGACGAGUAUUUCUUCUCCUUCUUCAGCUUCGGCAAGAAGGCCAUCCAGGUUCUCAAGAUCCUUAUAGAGGAUUCCUCACCCGAAGAUUCUGGAGCGAACGACGCCACCAAGGGAACGGGAGGAGACGGGGCGAUUGGUGACAAUCUCGGCAGCCCACGAACUCGCACAUUCAGUGAAGGGGUCAAAGCUACGCUUUCCCCGGUCUCGCCCAUCCAGAUCGCCUCCCCGAGUUCUCGUGCUAGCGGCGAUUACUUCAAGAGCAGCUUCGAUGGUACCCGACCUUUCAGUCGCCGAAGUUUCGACGCCAGCCCAGGCACAGCAGGUUACGCAGGCUCGCCUCCCCGCAGCCUUCAUGGAGACGGCCGGAGAUCGUUUAGCAAACCCCGCCACGAGCCAUAUGCGAGUACCGAUUCGUACGCCCAGAGCUUCGAUGACCCUAGUCAGGCAAGUCUAUCGGCCUUGGUGGCCUCUGGUAGCGAGGAUCAAUCAGCCAGCCAAAUUCUCCGAGGAAGCGAUGUUUUUCACAGCCCAAUCUUCCGUAGGUCGGCAUCGGCUACGCGCGCGACAACAGAGGGGGAAAGGGUCGCUGCCCCGCCGAUUGUGCGUCAACACACCGCGGGCUUGGUCCGACUUCACGGACCUCAUCAUGCAGCCACCACGGGCCAGAUUGGUGACCACAUGGCAGAAGCAGAAGGCGGUCCUUCAACGCCCAUGCUGCAAAGCAUUGCGAUGAUGGGCAAUUACCCAUUGCAGAGGGCCAACGCAUUUAUGGGCUAUUUGGACCAGCAGUCCAGGCGCAUGAGCAACCUUCUAGCAACAGAGUCCAUGGGAUAUGUCGAGAAGGUGUCUGGCAUGUGGAAGGGCGGCAAGAAGCAUUACGAUCAUCCUGCUGGAAGGAGGACCGAAAGGGAGGAUGUCGAGGAUGACCCCGAGGAGAGGGCUCUGUCAGAAGCCCGUUUUCAGGCGCACUUUGCCUUGCCGGAGACGGAGAGGUUGCAGGCUGCGUACUUUGGGUUCAUUGUCAGGGUUUUGCCACUCUAUGGCAAGAUUUAUAUCAGCAACCGCCACUUCUGCUUCCGCAGCUUGCUACCAGGCACCCGGACGAAGCUCAUCCUGCCUCUGAAGGAUAUUGAGACUGUCGACAAAGAAAAAGGGUUCCGGUUUGGGUACUCCGGCUUGGUCGUCGUUAUCCGUGGCCAUGAGGAGAUUUUCUUUGAGUUUGCCAAGGCCGAGAACCGGGAUGAUUGUGCUAUUACGAUCAUCCAGAGCUUGGAUGCAGCGAGAUACCUGGCCGAGUCGCAGGAGGUGGAGGAAGCGCAAGCAGCGGAAGCUGAGAGGGAUGCACUCAACCAGGCAAGAAACGACGAGUUCCCUGGUCAUGAGAUCGAGCUUCCUCGACAGGCAUCUGGGGUAUCUGAUGCCCCCACGAUACUGUUCGACGACCCCAAGGCUUCAUUCCUAAACUUUAAGCCCAGCGAGCCCAUGCGCAUCACCUGUUUGACCAUCGGUUCGCGCGGCGACGUCCAGCCUUACAUCGCCCUCUGCAAGAGGCUACUCGAAGAAGGGCACCACCCCAAGAUCGUCACACACCGGGAGUUUAAAGACUGGAUCGAAAGCCACGGGAUCGAAUUCGGUCCCGUUGAGGGUGACCCUUCGGAACUCAUGCGCAUCUGCAUUGAAAACGGCACGUUCACCUACGCCUUUCUGCGCGAAGCCAACUCCAAGUUCCGCGGCUGGCUCGACGAGCUGCUCACUUCAGCCUGGGAAGCCUGCCAAGGCAGCGACCUGCUCAUCGAGUCUCCCUCCGCCAUGGCAGGCAUCCACAUCGCCGAAGCGCUUGGGAUUCCCUACUUCCGCGCCUUCACCAUGCCGUGGACUCGCACGCGCGCCUAUCCUCAUGCUUUUAUAAUGCCGGGGCAGAAGAUGGGCGGCGCGUAUAACUACAUUACGUACGUCAUGUUCGAUAAUGUUUUCUGGAAGGCUACGGCGCAUCAGGUCAAUCGGUGGAGGAACAAGUACCUCGGUUUGCCCAACACCAGCCUCGAGAAGUUGCAGCCCAACAAGGUUCCCUUCCUCUACAACUUUUCUCCGUCUGUGGUGCCUCCUCCCAUCGAUUACAGCGACUGGAUCCGCGUCACUGGGUACUGGUUCCUCGACGAAGGAGGCGACAAGUGGCAGCCACCCAAGGAGUUGACCGAUUUCAUUGCCAAGGCCAGGGCUGACGAGAAGAAGCUGGUUUACAUUGGCUUUGGAAGUAUUAUUGUUUCGGACCCCGCCAAGAUGACGCAGGAGAUUAUCGACGCCGUCCUUAAAGCUGACGUUCGCUGCAUUCUCUCGAAAGGUUGGUCCGACCGGUCAGCAGCAGUCGACGGUAAUGAGAAGCCAAAGGUGGCAGACCCAAAUUUCCCCCCAGAAAUUCUACAGAUCCAGUCCGCCCCACACGACUGGCUCUUCCAGCAAGUUGAUGCCGCUGCCCAUCACGGCGGCUCUGGAACUACUGGCGCCAGCUUGCGGGCUGGUAUCCCGACUAUCAUUCGCCCCUUCUUCGGUGAUCAGUUCUUCUUUGCGGGACGAGUCGAGGAUCUUGGGGUCGGGAUUUAUCUGAAGAAGUGGGGAGUCCAGAGUUUUGCGAGGGCGCUGUGGGAAGCGACGCAUAGUAGCAGAAUGCAGAUGAGGGCUGAGGUAUUGGGAGGCCAAAUCCGCGCUGAGAACGGUGUGGAUACCGCUAUCCAGGCCAUCUACCGCGACUUGGACUACGCCAGGAACUUGAUCACCUUGAAGAGGCAGAAACAUCAGUCGCGGAGGAAUAGCGUAGCUACGCCCACGCCGGGUGCCAAGCCCAACGCUACCGAGGAUGACCAGGGUCAGGAAGCCGAAGAGGACGACGUUGAUGCGGACGAUGAAGAGGAAGAGAACUGGACCUUUGUUGGAGGGAACGAGGAUGAUCUGACGGGGUCUAUGUCCAUGUCGAGAAGUGAUAUGCUGAGUCAAACGGUUGCGGAUUUGAGGGGUGUGAAAGUCGGGAAGGCACCAGCUUUGGGAAGCCGGGUGUUGAGUUCUCCGUCUACCAGCCCAGGCGCAAUGAGGGGAGCAGGCGGCGUGAAGUAUGUUUAGAGAACGCCUGGGUGGUAGAGGUAGUCAGGCUUGGGUAGCUGCUAUGGAUCACGGAACAUAGCUGGGUUGUCUCCUUGGUGUU
This is a messenger RNA of Neurospora hispaniola, 4910 nucleotides long. RefSeq names its product sterol 3-beta-glucosyltransferase. NCBI's taxonomy places the organism in Eukaryota, Fungi, Ascomycota, Sordariomycetes, Sordariales, Sordariaceae. Bases 83 to 4828 code for a protein of 1581 amino acids. The record is from RefSeq and is a predicted model, not a curated record. Gene Ontology annotation, biological process: carbohydrate metabolic process; sterol metabolic process. The transcript is spliced from 3 exons. Gene Ontology annotation, molecular function: UDP-glycosyltransferase activity; hexosyltransferase activity.